AUGCCCCAGCUUUUGAAGUUGCCUUUGACACAGGUAUGUCGCUGCGCCUAUCUGCGCCGGUACACAGGGGUUGUGCAUGUCUGGCUCAACAUGGCAUCCGGCAUGUCUGGCCUGGUCCUGCCUCUUCCUUACGCUGCUCCUGCAAGGAGCCGCAAUGGGCCUGUGCAGCCUUUGCUGAGCUGCUCUGUUGAUCUGAGCACAACUUUCCUCCUCCUGCAGUAUUUUAGACAGCGGAAGCACAGUGGAGGUAGUCUGCCGGGAUUUGAAAUAGUGUCAGUUGGGCCAUGCUUAGACAAAACCAGAGACGUUAGUAACUGGUACGAGCAGUUGGAAGAAUACCAGUUUAUACCUAAAUACUUGUCUGGUCUAACUAAAACUGAUCAGUUUAAGAAGUGCCUACAUUUCCAUAGGGAGUUCAUAGUAAAACAUGAAUUACUACAGAAUGAUUUCACAGGGAGCAAAGUAUUAGAGCAGCGUGAAAGGAAACCAGCUAAGGAAAGAAAAAGUCUGAAAAUUGAUGGAAAGGAGCUCCAGAAAAUCUGGGACUGUGAUCCCCUCCAUUUCAAACAACCGCAGGUUGCUGAGAAAGUGUUUGAAGAUAUUUGUGACAGCUCUCUGAUAUUUGGUGAUAUUCUGAAGGAAAUUAAAUGUGUACACAUUGCAAUAUUUACACUGCACUUUCAAAAUGUACUGCCUGUGAUUCUGCAGUUGAGAUACUGGAGUGUGAAAGAGACUCAUGUUCACCAGUUUCUGCUAGUACUGCAGAAUGAAUUAGAAAUGAUGUGGGUGAGCCAGACCUCUGAGGAUCAAACAGCACAGUGGCCUUGUCCUGAAUCUGACAACAGUGCUCAAAGCCGCUAUAUUGCAAAAGUGGCUAACGAACUACCAUGGGCUUUGAAAGGCCUUCGAGCUCCAGGGCAGCGCCUGAGCCACCAGGAUUUUCUUGCGCUGCUCACUGCUCUGGAAGUUGAAGGCAGUAUCACAGAAAUUUUAGAUAAACUGCGUAGCACUCAGGAAAAUCAAAAGAAGGUAUGGGAAUUGAUAGAGAUAUUCUUGUUACUUGAAGAAGAAGAACAAGCUUCUGAGAAUCCAGAAGAAAAUAAAGGCAAUGACGUGUAG
This is a messenger RNA of Struthio camelus australis, 1119 nucleotides long. Lineage: Eukaryota; Metazoa; Chordata; Aves; Struthioniformes; Struthionidae. The record is from RefSeq and is a predicted model, not a curated record.